This is a messenger RNA of Acinonyx jubatus (cheetah), 7403 nucleotides long. RefSeq names its product double C2 domain beta (gene DOC2B). The transcript is spliced from 12 exons. Lineage: Eukaryota; Metazoa; Chordata; Mammalia; Carnivora; Felidae. The coding region runs from base 2650 to 3948 and encodes 432 amino acids. Gene Ontology annotation, cellular component: membrane. The record is from RefSeq and is a predicted model, not a curated record.
AAGCAUGCAGGAGGGGGACAGGGCAUGGAGCAUCCCUUGGUCCUCUCUCCUCAACCAGGGAGGUCCUCUGGUUGCCUUGGCUGUCCUCAGUCCCCAUGGGGGCAGCUGGGCCGAAGGGUCCCCUCAGCCUGUCCCCCAGGCUCCCAGACGCCCUGGGUGCUGGCAGACAGUUGGCAAAAGGGCCUCAGACAGCCUCCCUGAUUUACCAGGCUCUCCACGUCUCCCUGCUGAUGGAUGACCUGUGCUUUUCCUCUCUCCUCUCUCUAAAUGCUGCUGUCUCCAAGGCCGCCCGCCCAGAGUGGGAGGGCACGCAGGCAGGGAGGAGCUGGGCCGGCUGGCUGGCGGGGCCUCUGCUGGUCUUCCUGCCUCCUUCCGCUCAGCUGCCCUGCCUGGAACCCCAAGGUGUCGCCCACAGGCGAGGCCAGGGCCACCUAUGUGCUCAGACCCCUCCCUUCAGCCACUGUGAACUCCACCAGCCAGGGGCCAGGCACAGUGCUAGGUGCCUGCCUACAAGGAGCUCCCUGACAAUAAACAACAGGACCGGACCACAGAGGCUUUGGUAGAGGCUCUCUAGGAGACCGUCUUGAGCCAAGAUCUAAAAGGUCAUUUCCGGAGCAACCCCUGAGGAUUCAGCGUUAUGCUUUGCUGGCAUCUGAUCUCCUCCCACAGGCAGCAUGAUCCCAGGCUAAGUCCCUCCUGGCAGGGGGACCCUGCCCCUUCUCGGUGGGGCUCAUAGCUGGAUGAACUCAGACCGUGGAGUGGCUCUCCACUCUGCCACCUGCCAGGGCUCUGCUCGGACCCUUCAAGCUUCACAGGGGUGGAGAGGAAGAGGCAGAGGAGGGGGUGCGUGGAAGCUUCAAAAAAGUCAGAACACCUGGGUUCUACUCCCAGCUCUGCUACAAGCCCAGCAGUCACUGUGGGUAAGUCAUCGUGCCUGAGCUUUAAUCUCCUCGCCUGAACAUGGUAACAGUAUGCCCUGUCUACACCAUGGGGUAAUGUAAGGGAUCAAAGCGAUGGCAGCUGGAAACGGUCUUGAUAUAGUCAUGCCGACUAUCACCACCCAGUGCAGAACUUACAAAACAGCGUAUGGUUCUCCAUCAUUUCUCACCAGUGAGUCUUGUCUCUCAAGGGAAGGGAGAAGAGAAAGCCAACCCUGUCGAGCACCUCUGAUCUGUCAUGUUCUAUGCUGGAAGGGGCCUCCCCAUAAUGCUGUGAGGUUGGAAUUAGCCCCAUUUCCCAGAUGAGGAAACUGAGGUUCAAAAAGAUCAGAUGAUCCGUCAGGAUGUAGCAGCUGGAUGUGAUGAGAAAGAGCCUCCUCUCUCUUCUCUCUGUUCCCCCCACCUCUUUCAGUGGGUUAUGGUGGAGGGAGGGACACAGGCUUGGGGCUGUCCUCAUUCAGACUCAUGGAGGGGACCCAGCCAAGAAGAUAAGCAUUUCUGAUAUGUCAGAAGCCAGGCAGUAAACAGGAUUCUGUCCAGGCCCAGGGCUCUCUGGAGACACACCUGUAUAAGCAGCAGCCAUUCCCAACAGAGCUCUGUUCCCGGAAAGCUCUGGGCUGGGCUGCCGAGAUUUGUUUAGUUAUCUGACCAUGUGGGAGGCUUGAGCAGGUGGGCAGACCACGCCCUGCCUCCCCACUUCUGCCUCAUCCAUCAUCACGGGGCAGGUGUCUUCUGCCCAGGCCAUGUCUGCCCUCCCCCCUCGGGACCAGUCUGUGGCCAAGGUUCUCACCCAUCCUAUCCCCAUGGGGAGAGCGGGCGAGUUCCUCAAACUGCUCACUAACCAAGUGAGGGACUGACUCCGGGUUACGAAGAGUGUGUGCUUGUAUGUGACCCGAGAGGAAUUGUGAACAGCAAUGACCUUGGGCCACUGAGGAUGUACAUGCCCUACCAGCGUGUGAGCAACACACGUUGCUCACGCACAUUCCUAGGAGCGUGGCUGUGUGUCCUGCUAGAUGGGGGUGGAGGGGGAUGCCCCGAGUCCCCUGAUCACUUCUAUGGGUGUGUCUGUGUGUGUCCUGUUAGGCAGAUGUGUAUCGGGGGUGAACGGCACCCGCAACCAACUCUGUAUGGGUACAUAACGUUUGCGGAUGUGUCCUGCAGGUGUGAGCCAGCGGACGCUUCUGCCAAGCGUCUGCACACGCUUCUGUGUGCUUAGAGUGACUUGGCACCCCCGCGUGUGUCCUGUGGGAGGGAACGGAACCCCACAAGGGCUGGGACAAGCGGGAACGUGCGAGUGUGCGUCCUGCGGCUCCCUGCUCAGCCUCCCGGCGGUCCUGCCCGUGUGCGCGAGUGGAAGGCGCCCGGGGCCCGCGGGUGUGCGCGCGCCGGUGCCAGUGCGAGUGAGUGCGGCGCCGUUCGCUCGCUCCGCUCCGCGCCCGCCCGCGCAGCCCGCACACUCACACUGCUUGGUUGCUGCCGGGUGACGCGGGCUGGGCCCGCCCCCCGCCUGCCGGCCCCUGGCACUCACUCGCCGGCCGCCGCCGAGCAGGCAGCAGCCGCGUCAGGGCCGUCCGGGGGGCGCCGCCGGCGAUGCCCGCAGCCCUCGCCGCGCCCCGCUGGGCCAGCUGAGCCGCCCCCCCCCCCCCCCCCCGCGGUCCGGGGCCGCGCCGGGCCGGGCCGGGCCGCGCCCGGGCGGGGCCGCGCUGCCUGCAUGACCCUCCGGCGGCGCGGGGAGAAGGCGACCAUCAGCAUCCAGGAGCAUAUGGCCAUCGACGUGUGCCCCGGCCCCAUCCGGCCCAUCAAGCAGAUCUCCGACUAUUUCCCCCGCUUCCCGCGGGGCCUGCCCCCGGACGCCGGGCCCCGCGCCGCUGCGCCCCCGGACGCCCCCGCGCGCCCCGCCGCGGCCAGCGCGGGCCGCCGCAGCCCCUCCGACGGCGCCCGCGACGACGACGAGGAUGUCGACCAGCUCUUCGGAGCCUACGGCGCCAGCCCGGGCCCUAGCCUCGGCCCCAGCCCGGCUCGGCCGCCCGCCAAGCCGCCCGAGGACGAGCCGGACGCCGACGGCUACGAAUCCGACGACUGCACUGCCCUGGGCACGCUGGACUUCAGCCUGCUCUACGACCAGGAGAACAACGCCCUGCACUGCACCAUCAGCAAGGCCAAGGGCCUGAAGCCGAUGGACCACAACGGGCUGGCGGACCCCUACGUCAAGCUGCAUCUGCUGCCAGGAGCCAGUAAGGCAAAUAAACUUCGAACAAAAACUCUCCGAAACACUCUGAACCCCACAUGGAAUGAGACCCUCACUUACUACGGGAUCACAGACGAAGACAUGAUCCGGAAGACCCUGCGGAUCUCCGUGUGUGACGAGGACAAAUUCCGCCACAAUGAGUUCAUCGGGGAGACGCGCGUGCCCCUGAAGAAGCUGAAGCCCAAUCACACCAAGACGUUCAGCAUCUGCCUGGAGAAGCAGCUGCCGGUGGACAAGACAGAAGACAAGUCCCUGGAGGAGCGGGGCCGCAUCCUGAUCUCGCUCAAGUACAGCUCGCAGAAGCAGGGCCUGCUGGUCGGCAUCGUGCGCUGUGCACACCUGGCCGCCAUGGACGCCAACGGCUACUCGGACCCCUACGUGAAGACAUACCUGAAGCCAGAUGUGGACAAGAAAUCCAAACACAAGACGGCAGUAAAGAAGAAGACCCUGAACCCCGAGUUCAACGAGGAAUUCUGUUACGAGAUUAAGCAUGGGGACCUGGCGAAGAAGACCCUGGAAGUCACUGUUUGGGAUUAUGACAUUGGAAAAUCCAACGAUUUCAUUGGCCCUUGGGAGUCAGAAGGUCACCAUGUCCCUCGCUACUCCUUCGGUUCCCUUCUUGCAGGAGGCGUGGUUCUGGGCAUCAAUGCUAAGGGCGAGCGCCUGAAGCACUGGUUCGACUGCCUGAAGAACAAGGACAAGAGGAUCGAGCGCUGGCACACGCUCACCAAUGAACUCCCAGGGGCUGUGCUCAGCGACUGACCAGCCCCCACCUGCUGCCGCACCCGCCCCUGCCUGUCACCUGGCCCAGCACCAGCCUGGCCCUGGGCUUCCUCAGCUGCCACCAAGGGCCUUGGCCCUCAUCUUGGGGAAGAUCCAGGAUGCUGCUCAGACACAGAGCCACUGCAGCUCCCGCUUGGAGGCUGUGGAGGACCUAGCCACUCCAAGGGAGAGCAAGGCCAGAAAGCUGGGCCUGCUUCCAGCCCCCUGGGGCCCAAGAGGGCAGGAGAUGGGAGAGGACCUUGGCCUCAGCACCCACCCCAGGGAAGGGAAGGGGGCCAUCCAGGGGCUGAGGACCCUAUUUGAGGUCAGUAGUAAGUCACGGGGACCCCAGGUGGAGAGAAUAGGAGUGCAGGGCUGCCUUGGCCUUGGUGGGGCCAGGGAGAACUCCUGAGGGACAUUAGGGAGAAAGGGGCAUGAAGGGAAGAGUUGGAGAAGUUUAUUCCCAAAAGGAGGCUCUUACUGCAACCGUUCGUCUCUGGCAUUACUGGGCAGAUGGAGAAAAGCUGACCUGAGAGCAAGAAUGGUCAAGUUCCUGCAAGCUCACUGAACAUGGGCAAUUGGCAAGUACUUCAAUGAUUCCACGAGCUGCUGGAGAAGAAUGAGAACCAGGGCCUACCCUCAGAGUUCCUGGUCUAAUCAGGGAGCUAGAAACCAUUACAACAGGGAGUGAGGAAUGCCAAGGCCAGGUUGACAUAACUGGUGAGUGCCAUGGAUUCUGACUCAGCUGGGAGGGCUUCCUGGAGGAGGUGAUGCCUCAGCAAGGCCUUGAAGGAUGAAUGGGUUUCUAGGCAGAUAGAGGAAAGGCACUGUGUGCAGUGGAAAUGAUCUACAAAGGCCUGGAGGGGAGAGUAUGGUGAUUGGGUCAAGGAUCACUGUGCAAGAUGUGGGGGUCUCACUCUGGAGACAGGGCUUGUUAGGACAGGCAUGGGGGUAGGGGUGAUGUCACCCAGCCCUGCUCUCACCCCAUCCCUUCCUGCCAGGCUUACCCCAGUUCAUAGGAGGGAAGUGAUGGGUCAGGGUCAAGUUCAAUCCUCAGACCCAGUUCUCCUACCUUUAAUCUUUCUCCUCCCUAAGAACCUGGAGGAUGGAUCCAGCCUCUCAUUACCAGCUUAAGCAUGAGGCCAGCUCUAGUCCCGAAGAGUCCCUCUUCCCUUUUUCACGAAGCAAAAAGUCUUCAUCCUCACCCUCUUCCUUCACCCACCCCCCCACUUCUGAGUUCAGGGCUAGGAAGUGAGAGGCCCAGAUGAGUGCCCUACAUCCUGGCCCUACUGUGGCCACUGAUGUUCCUUUCAGAGUGCUGGGUGGCAGUCCAGGGCCUCAUUUCGGGAAGACCUGUGAGGCUGGCUCCUCUCCCUCCAAGGGCUGAGACACCCUGCUUGGUGGGCCUUGCACGCUGAGUCAGGUUGAGGGCAUUGGAAUCUUGGGGCCCAGGUAUGAAGCCCCAAACUUUUCCUGCCUACCCAGGGGCCUUCAAGGCUGCUGUAUGAACUAAUGCAAAACCAGGGAAUUUCUGUGUUUGUCGCAUCACUGCGCUGAUGGAUAAAACAGAGGCCCAGAGAGGGAAAGUGACCUGCCUGAGGCCUUCCUGCCCUACCACAGCUGGCAAAGGCCGGGCUUCAUGGCCCCUGCCUCACCACCAGCCCAGAGCUAUGGACACAAUGGAAGUAGGGUGCUGGACUCCUACGCAAGAGGUCCAUCCUGUAAGCUGCCUGCCUAGGGCUCACUCUUGCCUGCUGCAGACACAAAGCACAUCACCAUCUGAGGCCUGAGGUGAUGAUUCGAAUUCCACCAAGUGCCCAUCAGCCCUUUCCCACUUUGCAGGUUGAACAGGAUUCCAGCCCCCAAACAGUAGCUGGAAAACUUUUGCUGGUCACGGAGCCUUGGUUUUCCUGUCUUUAAGGUAGCUUUGUGUAUGUUAAGAGUUUUACGUGCACUUUUGCAAUGAAUCCUCACAAUUCUAUGGGGUGGGUUUGUCGUCCUCAUUUGACAGACGAAGAAGCUGAGAUUCAGAGAGGCUGUGUAGUCUGUCAGUGGCACACAGCUGGGAAAGGGCAAACCAGGACUCAGCCCAGGUCCUGUGACUGCCACAUGGUCUGGUUGUCUGGGAGAUCGUACUCUCUGGGCCUCUGCCUCCGGGCUUCUGGAGGGUUCAGCAGAUAGCAGACUCGGUAGGGUCUGGUGCAUGGUGAAGGGGUAGGACCACGGCAGUCCUGCUGCCUCAGCUGCUAGAUAGCUUUGAAAUCACUUCUGCCAUUCAGAGCUUCCCCAGAGGUCCCCACAGUCCAGGCCGAGAGCUCAGCUAUCCAUCCCUCCCUGGGCUCUGAGUCCAUGGGCCAGGCCGUGCUCCUCACAGGGGCUCAGGCAAGGGUUCCUCUUUUAACCACAAGGCUGGCGUGGGGGAACCUUUGGGGAGCAAGCAAAGAGAUGGCCUAUUUUGGAGAGGCCUCCUGUCUGGGUGAGCCCUGGGUAUCUUAGCUUUUUCUUAGCUUUGCCUCUUGGAGGGCCUCAUUCAGAAAAGAACCCCACAGACUUUCUGUGAAGAUACUGAACUGAAUGGCAAGGCUAGAAGGGGCUGGGAGUCUCAACAACUACCUUAUUAGACAGUGGGAAAACAGAGGCCCGGUAAAUGCGAGGAGCCCACUUGGGGCUCUUUACUGCCCCAGGCUGUACAAGGAUAGACUUGGUCCUGAAAGAUGGUCCCUCGUGACCAGGGACAGUCAGGAUAAAAGAUGGAUCUUCUGGACAGACAGCCCCAGUGGAGGGUGGGGUGCUUAGGAAGGAGCCCCCCCCCCCCCGCGCUUACCCCCAGGGAGGAGGGAAUCUUCACCAGGACCCUGGCACUGCUCUGGACCCCUCGCAGAUUGUAUCUGCUGAAGAAAAAGCUCUUUGGGAAGCUGCAGUAUCAUCUCUGCCUUUGGCCCCAAACUGGCAUCUUUCCUCUGGUCUAAGACUGGAAAGUUGACGCCCCUCCCUACCAACCACCACCACAAAGUCAUUCCAAAGUUUGGUGUCAGUAACCAGGAAGUCGCCCGACAGCACGCUGCAUCCUCCUCCACCCCCACCUCCCACCGCCACCACUAGCCAAUCAAUCCCAGACGGGCCUCGUCUUCCAACCCUGAAGCGGUAACCUCCUGACCCCUAGCGGCAAGAGCGAGGAACUGCACCUCCCGGCCCGUGCAUGUCCUACUGUUGGUUUCUUCUCAAACCGAGAGAACCUCCCGAUGCAUGGACUCUGGCUGUCGUCGACGCAGACUCUCGUGCACUGCUUAACACCGUUUUGCUACCAUGUGGUGGCUGCAGAAAAGGUCCUUAAACUGCAGCCCCACACACAAUUUUUGUACUUUCGUCUGACCUGGAAGGUGUCCUUUUUAAGUCUUAUUUGUUAAUAUUUAUAACGACCUAUAAUCCAAAGUAAAUGAAAACGUUCACUGCAA